Planococcus citri (citrus mealybug) is the source of this 1458-nucleotide messenger RNA. RefSeq lists its product as uncharacterized. Lineage: Eukaryota; Metazoa; Arthropoda; Insecta; Hemiptera; Pseudococcidae. The record is from RefSeq and is a predicted model, not a curated record. The transcript is spliced from 6 exons. Bases 275 to 1024 code for a protein of 249 amino acids.
GUGUGUGCUGGCAUUGGCUGGUGGCUGUUGGCCGCGUUCGCCUUCUUAUCACGUCUGACGUCACCGAGCGAGCGAAUUUUCAUGUGUUUGUUUUUUUUGUCUAUUUAUUGUCAAAUUGUUGACAAUAAAUUCGUUUUGAAAUUGUGAUGCCGUUUCCGUUUGUAAGAAAAAUGUAAAAUUUACUUUUGUUUCGGUUUUUAACUGUUUUUGGUCUCAUCUACCGAAGCAGUUUUAGGUGCUGCUUAUAUCAGACAAGAUCGUACUCUUUACUAAGAUGACUCGUAAAACUGCUUGCGUUAUCCGGAGGGGUACACAUUACGAUAUAACAAAGAUUAUUUCGUUUGAAACAUUUGCCCAGUUGCUGUCUGCAAUAUCGGCCGAAUUUGGUGUUAAUGCCAUAAGGCUGUUUAGGAUCAGCGGCGAGGAGAUCCAUCACGAAGAUCAGAUAGACAACGAACAGGCCCUUUAUCUCACUAACGGAGAAGAUUUCGAUUGCCAUUCUGUACCCGGCCCUAGUGGCAUAUCUGCAGUAUCAUCUUCAAGACUUAGUCCGGUAAACGAUGAUUUUCCGGUGAUCGAUGAUGAACCUGAUAAUAUCCAGCUGUUAUAUUACCGGCUUCAAACAUCAUUGGUCGUUUUGGGCGAAGUAGCCUCCAACAUUCUGGGCGACAAACCGUUAAAUUCAUCAUCGGAAUCGUCGUCGACGUCUUCAGAAGAAGAACCCGAAGAGAAGAAUAAUAAAAGAAGUAAUAUUCCAACAAGAGGAAAAGAUCCGCCAUCUGCCCAGACGAUAUCACACGAUGUUCUGUACCGGAAUACAUUACAAGUGUUACGAAAGUUGAGAAAUCGCAUUUGUCACGCCGGCAACCCUAAAGAAGCUCAUUUGGCUUAUAAUAGACUGAUUCAAACGCUCUCUAAGCUAAUCGAAUUAAAUCGGCCGGAUAUAAUACAGAGAUUUAUGAGCGUCGAUUUUCAAAUUCAAAUACAAACUGCAAGGAUAGUGGAGGAUUUUUCAGAAGUAUGACAAGAGACUCUGAGUACAAAGUUUCGCUUAUGAAAGAGAGAAAGGCGGAUAAGAAGAUGAUGAAGAGAUUAAAGAAGAAUAAAAAGAAGAAAAAACAUAAGAAAUCGGGUAAAUGAAAAUUCUUUGUAUCGCAGUAAAAAACUAUUCAUUUUUUUAUGAUUCUUCUUCGUUCUAUCAAAAAUUUAAAUUUAAUUGAAAUUGAAAUUAAUUAUUAUUCAUAUAUAUUCCAAUUUUCUAGUACGAAAAAUUACGUUCAAUUCGAACAUUAAAAUUAUUCUUGUCCUAUUUUAAAUUAAAUUAUUUGCGAAAAUUGUAAAUAUCAUUAUUCGAAUUUUCUAGUACGAAAAAUUACGUUCAAUUCGAACAUUAAAUAUUAUUCCUGUUUCAUUUUAAAUUAAAUUGUAUUAUCAUUACACAUGUAUAAAAUCGCGCAA